This is a messenger RNA of Nerophis lumbriciformis (worm pipefish), 5655 nucleotides long. The record is from RefSeq and is a predicted model, not a curated record. Lineage: Eukaryota; Metazoa; Chordata; Actinopteri; Syngnathiformes; Syngnathidae.
AUGAGCACUUCUUCUAACCAGAGGACUUUAUUUCAAACUUGGGGCGCGCCUGCACCUCCGAACCAUGUUGUUGGAUCUAAAAAAGAAGAGAAGAAAGCUGCUGGACGACGCAAAGCGAGCCAAAGCGAUACAGCACAGAGAUCUGCACCAAAUCCAUUGUGGGCUGAAGUAGGCACUUUCAACCCAACAGAUGCUGCUAAAGAGAUAAGUCAUUCCACAAAAACUCCUAAACCUAUUACUUAUGAAGAUGAAGAUGACGACCUCAUGGUGGUCGCUGUCAUUGAAGCUGAAGAGAGCCUACAACAUGAUAAGGGCAUUUUACCCCAAAAUGAAAGACCCACGCCAUCAGUUGGGAAUAUCACUUAUCCAGACUUCCCUGGUUUUGACAGCUCCUCUGCAACGGUGUGGAUUUACCCCACCAACUACCCAGUCAGGGAGUACCAGCUGAACAUGUCAAAGGCCGCCUUGUUCAAAAAUACACUAGUAUGCCUUCCCACAGGUUUGGGCAAGACAUUCAUCGCGGCUGUUGUCAUGUACAACUUCUAUCGUUGGUAUCCAGCUGGGAAAAUUGUGUUCAUGGCCCCCACCAAGCCACUGGUGGCGCAACAGAUUGAGGCCUGCUAUAAUGUGAUGGGCAUCCCCCAGGAGCACAUGGCUGAGCUGACUGGUAGCACAGCGGCCCACAGGAGGCAGGAAGUGUGGCGGUCCAAGCGCGUCUUCUUCCUUACACCUCAGGUGAUGAUGAAUGACCUGUCAAGAAACACCUGCCCGGCACUGCAGGUCAAGUGUGUGGUGAUUGAUGAGGCACACAAAGCGUUGGGCAACCAUGCCUAUUGUCAGGUGAUCCGACAGCUCAGCAGUCAAACUCAGCAGUUCCGCGUGCUUGCCCUCAGUGCCACUCCAGGAGGAGACACAAAGUCGGUGCAGUCCGUGAUCUCCAAUCUGCUCAUCUCGCACAUUGAGCUACGCUCGGAGGAAAGCCCGGAUAUCUUGGCCCACUCGUACCAACGGUGCGUGGAGAAAAUGGUGGUGCCGCUCGGGGACGCGCUCGCUUCUCAUCAGGCUCGCUACCUGCAGGUGCUGGAGAAGUUCACGUCUCGCCUGAUCCAAAACCGAGUGAUGCAACACAAGGAAUUACAAAAUCUCACCAAGUACCAGCUCCUCCUUGCCAGGGAACAGUUCCGAAAAAACCCACCAACACACAUCAAGGGACCGCAGCAGGGAAUGCUGGAGGGAGACUUUGCCCUUUGCAUUAGCCUUUGUCAUGGCUACGAGCUCCUCAUGCAAAUGGGACUCAGGUCGCUCUUCUUUUUCGUCCAGGGGAUCAUGGAUGGAACCAGAGAAAUGUCCCGGGCCAGGAAUGAGCUGCAGAGGACUCCCACCUUCAUGGAUCUUUAUCAAGAAAUGGAGACAAUGUUUGGGAAGGAACCUGGCCUGGAUGAACCCUUCAUUUAUGGUCACCCAAAGCUACAGAAACUUGAAGACGUGGUGCUCCAACACUUCCAAUCGUUGUCACAGAACGCAGCAAGUAAUGGUUCGGCUGCACAGGAAGUGAGCACACGGGUGAUGAUCUUUUCGUCGUUCCGUGACAGCGUGCAGGAGAUCGCCGCCAUGUUGAACCGCCACGGCCCGCUAAUUAGAGUCAUGACAUUCAUGGGGCAAGCUUCGGCGGGGAAAGGAGUCAAAGGUUUUACCCAGAAGGAGCAACUGGAGGUGGUGAACAGGUUCCGUCAGGGUGGCUUUAACACGCUAGUGUCGACCUGCGUUGGAGAAGAGGGGCUGGACAUCGGCGAGGUUGACCUUAUCGUCUGCUUUGAUGCGCAAAAGAAUCCCAUUCGUCUCGUGCAGCGCAUGGGCCGAACUGGACGCAAGAGGAAAGGACGCAUUGUGGUCAUCCUGACCGAGGGACGGGAAGAGAGGACAUACAACCAGAGUCAGAGCACCAAACGCAACCUGUUGAAGUCCAUCAUGGGCAACAAGAGUGGCUUCCACAUGUACCCCAACAGUCCCCGCAUGCUACCCGACGGUAUAACUCCCACGCUGCAUAAGAUGCAUAUCACCUGUGGCCAGUUUGACCACAGGGAAGUUAGCAGACGGUCUUCAAGGGGUCGUCGUUCGCAUACGCAGGGUCGGGCCUCACUCAUCCACCCACAAAACCUUUUUUGUCAGGAGGGCACUGCAUCGGGAGAAUUUUUGAGCAGCACAGAGUAUUCUUUGUGGGCGUCCACGAUGAAGCUGGAGGAAGAUGAAGCUCAACCAACCUUGAGGCUAUCAUCACGCUUCAUUUCCCUACCACAUGAUGGAUCAGUUCAGGACGACGUUCCCAAUGGUGACGUUCCUGUCAGAGAGCUUUCUCUUUGGGAAUGGAGGCACUGGCAACAUCGAGCGCUUCCAACCCAUAUGGUUGAUCACUCCCUGCGCUGCCAGCAUUUCAUUAAGGUGAUGCAACUCAUCGACAACAUGCGUGAGGAAAACGAGGAGGACUGUGUAUACGAGCAGGAACUAUCCUCUUAUCUCAAUAACGGUGACGUAGAUGGCAAUUUCAAGAAGAUAAAGAAAAGCGCCCGGUCCAAAACUGGUGAGCAAUCGUCACCUAGUUUGGCACGCCAAGAAAGGAAUGAGGAACCAAAGACUAUGCGAAAGCCUGGUAUAGAAUGCUCUGUUUCACCUCAGUUAAACAAUGAGGAACCUGUCAGUAUCUCUGAAGACGUUUUUAUCGUAAAUUCCCCCGGGCCUGAAGAGAUACUGAUUAAUCGGGACAAUGAAGAAGAUAUUGAACUUCAGAAUAUGUUUUAUCUCCCCAAAUGGGAUUCCUGUCCUCCCACUUCGGACAUCCUGGAUAAAAACGAGAACCUAAAAGCCAUCUUGGCCAACGUUGCCCAACUCUUGAGCAGAUCACCUCCGCCGCUGUCGGAUUUAGACAAUUUCAUGGUCAACUCGACUUGUCCUCCUCUUCCUGAACCUCUUCAGCCAUUCCACGUUAGCUUUACCUUGGAUGUAGAUGAAGACGACGAUGAUAAUGAUGAAAAGACAGUGGAUCCUUAUGAUAAUGGCUGUUCUGAAGCAGCAUCAGAUGAGGAGAGAUUGAAGUCUUUCAGAAGUCCAACCUGGGAGGAAGUCUUUGAGGAUGAAGGUACAAAUAAAGAUGGUGAAACUAAGAACCAUGAGCAGAAUAUUGGUGAAGAAAAUAAAACUGCGGAGGACUCGAAUACCAAUGCGUGGGACAACGACCAGAUGGACGACAGCAUGGACCUGUUUGGCGACGAUGAAGCCUUCCUGCAGAUCACCAUUCCGGAUAUCCGCACCCCAGAAGGUGGUGUCACACCCGUUACUUUACCCAAUGCGGAGGACAUCGCUAACAGCACAAAGCAUAAAACGUGUGAGGCGGGAAUGAAACUUACAGCAACAUCACCAAAUAAAGAGACAAUUUCAAAGCAUAAAGGGAAUGGUUCUCCUACUGUUUCAAAAAGUACAGAGUCCUUUAACGGUUUUGCUGUCAAUUUUGACCUCGGCUUUUCCUUGGAGGAUUCUGAGGAAGAAGAAGAUGUCGUUUCAGUGAACACCACCCUCAUGCAGGCUAAAAAGCAGGAGGCUUUAUCAUGUGCAUCCAAUUCCUUAACCUCUUACAGCUUUCACAAGCCUGUUGCACCUUCUCAGGGCACUCCAUCCAGAUUUUCCAGACCUCAGAUGCUGUCGGAGCGGAAGUCGCCGUUGACAUCGAAGAUGGCCACGGUGGCGUCACCGUGUUCCGCCGGUCCUCAUACCGCUCGCCUAUCGCUCAGUACUCUGAAACGAAGACGACCAGAAGAUGGUCCAAAAUCUGCAGAAGCACAAGACGAGUGUUCCAUUGUGCUUGAAUCCGACCUUCAUCAAGCUGAGUACACAACAGACAGCGAUGAAGAUGUCGUUGGCCAUAAGAGAAGACAUGCGAACAGGGUCAAUCGUUUGUCAUCUCCAGACUCUGUGUCAAAGAUCCUCUCUGAUGCAGACUCACCGUUUGUGAGAAGGAAACAUGUGACUGCACUAACCACGUCUGAAACAACAGAAGCAGAUGAUGAUGAUUUCCAGGCUGAGCGUGUGCUUGCACAAAGAAGAACGAAACAGCCGGUCCACCAUAUCAAGACCAAGCACAACAAAUGUCGAAAAGGGCGUCAGUUCCUGGAUGAGGAAGCAGUACUGUCGGAAAACGAAGAGGGCACGGCGGUAUCGUCCGAUGAAGAAGACGGAGAAGAGCAAAACCGCUUUCUGGAAGGCUUCGUGGUGGAUAAUACACGUCUGUCUGAGGGACUGAAUGACUCCGAGAUGCACGGGAUAUACUUGAAGUCUGUAAGAAGCCCGGCCAUCCAAGGAAAGUUCAAGAUGUCUUACAAAAAUCUUCACAACACUGAUAUUUUUUCCCAGGUGCCUGAGCAAGACGACACCUACAAAGAGGACAGUUUUGUGGUGGGCAGCCAAGAGGAAGUUGAGGAAGAGGAACAGGAGAGCUCUGAGGAAGCCGUGGAGCUGAUGCCGGAGGCCUCGUACGUAGAAGGAAGGAGACAAUACGCCACGAGACGGCGUGUCUUCUUGCACAAAGCCAGAGAAAAAAACGCGGCGACUGCGAUAGAGCCGAGAAGCAAGCGUGGCCGUGUUCUCCGUUUGGUAGAUUCAAGUGAGGAGGACGAGGGAGCAGAUGGUCUGGAAAUCACUAAGACCAUGAAGUUAAUGCAGCAGGCAAAAGUCUCUUCUUCCUCUUCUUCAAACACGGCAUCCAAGGUGUCACUACUCGGCAGGGAAAUGAGGGAAGAGAGGAGUCGCCAGAGGAUAGAAAGACAACAUGAGCUUUCUGAUCAGCUGGACUUUGACACAUCAGGGUCACGUGAUACAUCUAAGCAACAACCUCAGGAGCCUUUAUCCACCAUCCCACAUCCUGCCGUGGUGGGUCUAUCCAUCAUGGAGAGUCCAGUGUGCAUCCUAGUGGACAGCCGCUGCCUCAGCAGCAGCGUGGAACUCGUUAGCAGCCUACGGCAGAGACACGGCGCCACCGUCCACGUGUGCUCUUUGGACGGUAGCUAUUUCAUCGUCAGUGGCCGUAUGGCCGUGGAGAGGCACGUUCAGUCGGAUCUGGCGUCAGCGCAGAACCGAAAGCGACUCGCCGAAAAAGUGAACAGCGUGCAAGAGCGCUUCGAGCGCGUCUGUAUGAUCGUGGAGAAGGACAGAACCAAGCCAGGUGAAUCAUCGCGUCCUUUCCAGCGCACCCGCUCUUACGACAGUACCCUGGCGGCGCUGGUGGAGACCCGAGUGCGCCUGCUAUGGAGCGACGGCCCCGAGCAGAGCGCCACUCUGCUAGCUGAGCUGGCGCAACUGGAACGACGCAAGGGUCACGGGAUCGCUCCGCAUUCCACGGAGCAGAGCGGUCAGCACGCGCAGAGAGCGCUGCAACUCUAUCUGAGUCUUCCCGCCAUCAACUACGUCCACGCUCUUAACAUGAGCCGCCGCUUUCGAUCGGUCGCUCAGCUUGUCAACAGCUCGGUGGAACGCUUGGGGCGUGGAGGCGGCAUGAGUCCAGCGAAGGCUGAGGAGGUCUACCGCUUCCUACACUACAACUGCGACGCCUCCCUCAUGGACAAAGCGAGCAAUUCUCGCGAGACGGUAACACACACUCUCAGGAAGUAA